This is a messenger RNA of Dermacentor albipictus, 747 nucleotides long. RefSeq lists its product as uncharacterized. The record is from RefSeq and is a predicted model, not a curated record. NCBI's taxonomy places the organism in Eukaryota, Metazoa, Arthropoda, Arachnida, Ixodida, Ixodidae.
AUGCCUAUAUGCGCAAUAUAUGGUUGCCGAACAAGAAGCAAGAGUGCUAAGAGGCCCAGCUGCACUGGCUCGAACGUAGGUUUACACAGUUUGCCUAAAAUAAUAACUCGGCAGUGUGAGAGAACGAGGAUUCUCUCCGAAAAGCGCAGGAGCCUCUGGCUUGCUCGCAUUAAUAGGAGCGACUUGAAGAACCUGGAAAACGUCCGUGUCUGCGGUCGCCACUGCAUCACAGGCAAGCCUUCCAAGUUGAUGGAUGACGCAAACCCUGACUGGGCACCAAUGCAGCAUCUGGGUUACGAUGGUGAAAGACCUUUGACCAACGAAGCGAGGUUCCAGCGAUCGAAGAAGCGCAGCCAAAAAAAGAAAGAAAAGGAUGCUGUCGAAGCCAGCGUAGCAGCGCAACAGUCUCCCGCGGGGAUCGAGUUUCCCGAGAGCGGUGCAAGCUCGGAAAAUGAGGCAGAAUGUCUAAUGGAGCUUCCAGUUUCUACUGUGGACUCAGAACCACGCAGACGUGAUAUUGGUGUGCAGACAGAUUUAACGGGGCAAAACAUCCAAGCACUUGAGGCAGACAACAAGAGACUGACUUCUGAAUUGUGCACCUUAAAAAAGCAAAAAGAAUUGCUUGAAGUUACGGAAGCAUCUCUGCGUCAAGAUGACGCCAAAGUUGCCUUUUACUCAGGACUGAUAAACUAUUCGGUCUUGCAGGCUGUAUUCCAACUGGUCGAGUCGGCUACAUGUAGCUCGUGA